Messenger RNA from Nicotiana tabacum (common tobacco), 2551 nucleotides. RefSeq names its product 3-ketoacyl-CoA synthase 11. Gene Ontology annotation, biological process: fatty acid biosynthetic process. The record is from RefSeq and is a predicted model, not a curated record. NCBI's taxonomy places the organism in Eukaryota, Viridiplantae, Streptophyta, Magnoliopsida, Solanales, Solanaceae. Gene Ontology annotation, molecular function: acyltransferase activity, transferring groups other than amino-acyl groups. Gene Ontology annotation, cellular component: membrane.
AUCCUUACGGAAAUGCGAACGUAAUCGCAACAAACGUCCAUUGAAUUUUCUCGUCUUUUUCUUUUCCAAGACCUGCACUUGUAAUCACAUGAGUGGGUCCACUAGUAAAGAGUUUGAUACUACUCCAUAUGUUAGUACUGUGGGUGAAGCUGACUGAAGAGAGCAGAUGAACAAGUGAAAAACUGGCGACCAAAAUAGGACCCCACUACGGAAUCAACGUUUUUAUCCUUUUAAAUGCAAAUCCAAAUUUUGACUCGUUUCCUAUAAAUUAUCUGAUUAUACCUACUUCAAAACCAUCUUCUAUCUCCUCCCUCUCAAGCAUAGUGCAGUUGUGGGGGACAAUCCUUCACUCCGGAAGGGUAGGUUCCUUGUAUUCUGCACUGAUCAAGGAGGUUCUUUGAAUUUGGGCUGUUUUUCCUGUGAGAUUUUCUUGUGAAAUGGUACUUAUUCUUGAAUAUUGUUGCUCCUUUGUUUGUUAAAUCCUUAGGAAGUUAGGAUGUUGUAAAAACUCAAUCUUUGUUGUAAAAACUUGAUUGCUCCUACAAAACUGAAGUUUUGGGGAAAGUCAACCAUUCUUUAGAUAGCCGUUGACCUUAAAUAUUGUCACAAUCUUGUUUAGAGAAACUGGACUGCCCUUGAAUUGUUGAUUUUGGGUUGUCAAAUUUUCAUCAAGAUGAGUGAAACUAAGACAGAAACACCACUAAAUCCACCUUCUAUUUCAAGAAAGCUUCCUGAUUUUAAACAAUCUGUGAAGCUGAAGUAUGUUAAACUUGGAUACCAUUACCUCAUUACACAUGGAAUGUAUCUGUUUUUGUCGCCUCUAGUUGUUCUCACUGCUGCUCAACUCUCUACAUUCUCACUCAAUGACCUUUAUGUUCUUUGGGAUCAACUUAGGUUUAAUCUCAUAUCUGUUGUCAUUUGCUCCACCCUUUUGGUCUUCUUGUCUACUCUCUAUUUCUUUACCCGUCCUCGCCCUGUCUACCUUGUCGAUUUCUCGUGCUAUAAACCGAUAGAUGCAAGGAAAUGCACAAGGGAGAAUUUCUUGGAUAUGUCUAAGUCCGUUGGAACGUUUUCUAACGAAAACCUUGAGUUUCAAAGGAAAAUUGUUGAGAGGUCUGGUCUUGGUGAUUUAACUUACCUCCCCGAAGCAGUGACUCAGGUACCGCCAAAUCCUUGUAUGGCAGAAGCAAGAAAAGAAGCCGAGGCUGUUAUGUUUGGAGCCAUCGACGAGCUUCUUGCUAAAACCUCUGUUAAACCUAAGGAUAUUGGAAUUUUAGUAGUGAAUUGCAGCUUGUUUAACCCGACCCCCUCUUUGUCUGCGAUGAUUAUCAACCAUUACAAGUUUCGGGGAAACAUUAUCAGCUACAAUCUUGGUGGAAUGGGUUGUAGUGCUGGUUUGAUCUCGAUUGAUCUUGCGAAAGAUCUUCUUCAAGUUCACCCCAACACUUAUGCCUUGGUUCUUAGCAUGGAAAACAUCACUUUGAAUUGGUAUUUUGGUAAUGAGAAGUCCAUGCUCCUACCGAAUUGCUUAUUCCGGAUGGGAGGUGCUGCGGUGUUGCUCUCGAACAAAAGAUCCGAUCGAAGAUCAAAGUACCAGCUGGUCCAUACUGUCAGAACUCACAAGGGUUCUGAUGAUAAGUGCUUUACUUGUGUUUACCAAAUGGAAGAUUCUGAUGGAAAAGUCGGAGUCUCUCUGUCGAAGGAGCUGAUGGCAGUAGCCGGUGAUGCUUUGAAAACCAACAUCACUACGUUGGGUCCUCUUGUGCUUCCUAUGUCCGAGCAGUUUCUUUUCUUCGCAACAUUGGUGGGAAGGAAGAUACUGAAGAUGAAGAUUAGGCCUUAUAUCCCCGAUUUUAAGUUGGCGUUUGAGCAUUUCUGCAUUCAUGCCGGUGGGAGAGCUGUAUUGGAUGAAAUAGAGAAAAACCUGCAGCUUUCUGAUUGGAAUAUGGAGCCCUCGAGAAUGACACUGUAUCGAUUUGGGAACACUUCAAGCAGUUCCCUUUGGUAUGAAUUGGCCUACUCGGAAGCCAAGGGAAGGAUCAAGAGAGGAGACCGAACUUGGCAGAUAGCAUUUGGUUCGGGAUUCAAGUGUAACAGUGCUGUUUGGCAGGCUUUGAGAACGAUAAAUCCAGCCGAGGAGAAGAAUCCUUGGAUGGAUGAGAUUCAUCAGUUCCCCGUCGAUGUUCCAAAGGUUGCAAGAAUCUAACAACUUAAUGGAGCAUUCUAUUUAAUUAGCUAAGCGCUUCCUAAAUGUGUAAAGUUGGAAUCUUUCUCAGAAUACUAUGGUUAUAGGAGGUAUGUGUAGAGUAGUCAUUUCCCUUGCCUCUAAAGUCAUUAGUUGAUCUGAUUUGAUUGAGUUUCUAAAGGUUUUAUGAAUACUACCUCUGAAGUCAUUAGUAUCAAAGGUAAUCUUUUGGAGUUCAGUGGUGUGUUUAAUAUCUCUUAAUUGAUAUUCAUGUAAAAUUAUUGUUUAUAAUUAUUAUUCUAGAUUGAAGAACUGGGAAAAUAUUAUUGGGAUACAUUUUGUAAUGUCAAUUGUUUUGUUGAAUGA